Cucumis melo (muskmelon) is the source of this 3468-nucleotide messenger RNA. Its product is annotated as pentatricopeptide repeat-containing protein At5g55740, chloroplastic. Gene Ontology annotation, molecular function: protein binding; RNA binding. The transcript has a single exon. The record is from RefSeq and is a predicted model, not a curated record. NCBI's taxonomy places the organism in Eukaryota, Viridiplantae, Streptophyta, Magnoliopsida, Cucurbitales, Cucurbitaceae. Gene Ontology annotation, biological process: RNA modification. The coding region runs from base 151 to 2673 and encodes 840 amino acids.
AAAAUAAUAUAGACUUGAGGCAGUUAGGGAGUAACCCAAUCUAUUGAUAUUUUGCUUUGGAAAAUCUCUCAGCCCGCCAAAGAGGACACACUGAAUCCCCCCGUUAGUCUCUGUGCUGUUCCUUCAUCUUCCCUUUCUUCUCCUCCAUGUAUGGCUGCUCUUCCUUUUCCCCUUCCCACUAAUCCCCUCCCUUCUCUCUACACUCCCAGAAAACUCCACAACUCAUCUACCUAUUUCGCGAGCUUGAAUCAAAUUGCUGGAAAUGUUCAAAUCUCUUAUAAAUCUUAUCUCAACCAGAUAUCUUCUCUCUGCAAACAAGGCCAUCUUCCAGAAGCCCUGGACUUGGUUACUGAUCUGGAAUUGGCAGACAUCACAAUCGGACCUGAUGUUUACGGUGAACUCCUUCAGGGUUGCGUUUACGAGAGAGCUCUUUCGUUGGGUCAGCAAAUUCACGGCCGGAUUCUCAAGAAUGGUGAGUACAUUGCAAAGAAUGAGUACAUCGAGACCAAAUUAGUGAUCUUCUAUUCAAAAUGUGACGAGUCAGAAACUGCCAACCGUUUGUUUGACAAGCUGCAGGUACAGAAUGAGUUUUCUUGGGCUGCUAUUAUGGGAUUGAAAAGUAGAAUGCGGUUUAAUGAAGAAGCUUUGAUGGGUUUUCGUGAGAUGCACGAAUAUGGGCUAAUUCUUGAUAAUUUUGUUAUUCCAAUUGCUUUGAAGGCUUCUGGUGCUCUUCGGUGGAUUGGGUUUGGGAAAUCCGUACACGGUUAUGUAGUUAAGAUGGGUCUAGGUGUGUGUAUCUAUGUUGCUAGUAGUCUUCUGGAUAUGUAUGGUAAAUGCGGGUUGUGUGGAGAUGCAAAGAAGGUGUUUGAUAAAAUUCCCGAGAAGAAUAUAGUAGCUUGGAAUUCAAUGAUUGUUAGUUUUACACAGAAUGGACGGAAUGCAGAAGCAAUUGAGACAUUUUACGAGAUGAGGGUGGAAGGUGUUGCACCUACUCAAGUGACUCUGUCAAGUUUUCUUUCAGCUUCAGCUAACUUAGGUGUGAUCGUUGAGGGUAAGCAGGGGCAUGCCUUAGCAGUGUUAUCUGGACUGGAAUUGACUAACAUUUUGGGUAGUUCGCUUAUAAAUUUUUAUUCCAAGGUUGGUUUGGUUGAGAAUGCCGAGCUGGUUUUCAGUGAAAUGUUGGAGAAAGAUACAGUGACAUGGAAUUUGCUGGUCUCUGGUUAUGUACAUAACGGGCUGGUUGAUCGGGCACUUGGCUUAUGUCACGUAAUGCAAUCAGAAAACUUGAGGUUUGAUUCUGUAACUCUUGCUUCAAUAAUGGCUGCGGCUGCUGACUCUAGAAAUUUGAAACUAGGGAAGGAAGGACAUUCUUUUUGUGUUAGAAACAACCUUGAAUCUGAUGUUGCUGUUGCAAGUAGCAUAAUAGAUAUGUAUGCCAAAUGUGAAAACUUGGAAUGUGCAAGACGAGUUUUUAAUGCAAUGAUAAAGAGAGACCUUAUAAUGUGGAAUACUUUGUUGGCUGCCUAUGCUGAGCAGGGUCAUAGUGGUGAAACAUUAAAAUUGUUUUAUCAGAUGCAGCUAGAAGGUCUGCCACCAAAUGUGAUAUCCUGGAACUCUGUGAUUUUAGGUCUUUUGAAUAAAGGUGAAGUUGACAAGGCUAAAGACAUGUUCAUGGAGAUGCAGUCUCUUGGUAUCUGUCCUAAUUUAAUUACUUGGACUACUCUCAUUUGUGGACUUGCUCAGAAUGGUCUUGGUGAUGAAGCAUUUCUGACAUUUCAGUCGAUGGAAGAAGCUGGCAUUAAACCCAACAGUUUGAGUAUUAGCUCCCUACUUUCAGCUUGCUCAACUAUGGCAUCUCUGCCUCAUGGAAGAGCAAUUCAUUGUUACAUCACAAGACGUGAACUUUCAGUAUCAACACCAGUCUUAUGCUCCUUAGUGAACAUGUACGCUAAAUGUGGUAGUAUAAAUCAAGCAAAGAGGGUGUUUGAUAUGAUAUUGAAAAAGGAACUACCCGUCUAUAAUGCAAUGAUCUCUGGCUAUGCAUUACACGGUCAAGCAGCGGAAGCUCUUUCACUCUUUAGACGUCUAAAAGAGGAAUAUAUAAAACCAGAUGAAAUAACCUUUACUAGCAUACUUUCUGCAUGCAGUCAUGCUGGGCUUGUAAGAGAAGGGUUAGAGCUUUUCAUCGAUAUGGUUUCUAAUCAUAAAAUAGUAGCACAAGCAGAGCAUUAUGGUUGUCUCGUUAGUAUUCUUUCUAGGAGUCAUAAUUUAGAUGAAGCUUUAAGACUAAUUUUAGGUAUGCCUUUUGAGCCUGAUGCAUUCAUAUUUGGAUCCCUACUUACUGCAUGUAGAGAACAUCCUGACUUUGAACUCAAAGAACAUUUAUUUGAACGCUUGUUGAAAUUAGAGCCAGAUAAUUCAGGAAACUAUGUGGCAUUAUCAAAUGCAUAUGCUGCUACUGGAAUGUGGGAUGAAGCAUUGAAAGUGAGGGGUCUGAUGAAAGAAAGGAGCCUAAGGAAGAUUCCUGGGCAUAGCUUGAUUCAAAUUGGAAACAAAACACAUGUGUUUUUUGCUGGAGAUAAAUCACACUCCAGAACAAAAGAAAUUUACAUGACGUUGGCACUACUCAGAAUGGAAAUGCAAUCUACGAGGUGUAUAUCUGUGAUCAGUUGAGCUGCUAUCUACCAUUUCCGUUCUUGAGAAUGAGGAAGUCAUAUCUGUUCUGGUUGAUGCAGUUGCUUUUUGCGUUGGACAAAUAUAGAAAAUAGUGAUGGUUUAAACGAUUAAAGGCCUCGCUGGACUUGGAACAGCUGCAAAAUAUCAUUUACCCUAACUUACAGCAACACUUUGACGACCUGUGCAUGGCUUGGAAAAUAUACUCUGAAUAUUGAAUUAUCUGAAAAAUAGAGUAUUGGUUUUUGAACUGUUAUUCCUUUUGGACGGCUAGAAAUGCUCUACCUAGUUUAGGAGUCGGCACUCCUGUUUAGUGAUUUGAAACCUCUUGAUUUGUUUUCACCUGUGACAGAAAGAGAAAUCUAGGAACAAAUACACUAAUUCCAAUAUGAGUCCCUCAUUGAAUAAACUUGAGUUGAUUAGCAACUAUGGAGUUCAAGACAUCGUGUACAAUGCUCAAGAAACCCAUUUGUCAUUGCCUAUAGUGACAACCAAUGCAGAGAAGCAGUGGUGUAGAGUUCUGAUGAAAUAUGUAAAUGAGUUGUACGACGUCAAACUCAGGUUCUUGGUCUCUUUUGUAAAGCCUGUAGAUGAUCUGAUUCUUUUACUGUAUAUCAUUCAAAUCCUCUUCCAAUUGAAUAGUCCACUAGAAGCACAACUUUGCUUGGUCUCUACUACAAAUAUACGCAAACAUGCGAGAUGGAAUGGCCAUAACAUACUUUCUCGGUCGCUUCUAUUUGGUUCAAGAUCCUCAAGAUCUACACAUUGAAAUUUUCAAAUAAACAGUUAGCUCUA